AGCUGGACGAUCACUGGGGAACUCCAAGGGUGAGCGCAAGACAAAAUCAAAGCCCAAGCAGAAGACAGCUCAGCUUUCUACAUCCGUAAAUGGAUCUUUUAACAAAUUCAUGGAAAUCACGACACAUCCAGUUUACCCUUCUGCUAAUGGUUCUGGAGAAUUGGUCAAUACAAGUGGUAACAGAAAAAGAGAGGGUGAUGUUAAUUCAUCGAGGGAGAAGAAAGAAUCUGCUGACAGCAUGAAUGUGCCACUGAAUGACAUUGAUGCAAUAGAAGAGCUAGGUGUAGAAUCUGAGCUUGGGGCGCCUCAGGAUUUCAAUACUUGGUUCAACUUUGAUGUUGAUGGUUUGCAAGAUCAUGAUUGUGUGGGGCUUGAAAUACCAAUGGAUGACCUUUCCGAGCUAAAUAUGUUUUGACUGUGACUGCUCAUUGUACAUUCUUAAGGACUAUUUAACUGUUUAGUUGAGAAUACUCUUUUGCUUGUUCAAGAAGUGAUGGCUUAAGAGAUCUCUAGCCAAUUGGCACUUGUAAUUAUGGCCAUUUUUUGUAUACUUAUUUGAAGGGAAUGCUAGAAAAUCCUCACUUGUUUAAAUUCGGACAAUGUUUCCUUGUAAGCAAAUUAGCAAAGAUCGCAAGGGCAAUUUUGUUUAGUCAUCUUUUGUAAUGAUCCAGUUCCUUUUUCCCAAUAUAAUGCAUUUUUGACUCUUUCUCCCUGGUUA
Nicotiana tabacum (common tobacco) is the source of this 718-nucleotide messenger RNA. The record is from RefSeq and is a predicted model, not a curated record. Lineage: Eukaryota; Viridiplantae; Streptophyta; Magnoliopsida; Solanales; Solanaceae.